UUUGGCAGCCCGGCAGGACAUAUGCUCCUAAAACAUUCCAUCGAAGGAGGCUUCGAACAACAAAGAAAGUUUGAAUCGAAGGCAGUCUAUUUCGCGUUUCUGUUUUUAGCCGCUUUCCGUGAAGAAUAAACGUGUUACGUGUGUUAAAAAACGCCAAAAAUGAGUGUCAAAGAUAUAUAUUAUUCGGACAAGUAUUACGACGACGAAUUUGAGUACAGGCAUGUAGUGUUGCCGAAAGAUAUCGCUAAGCUGGUACCCAAAACACACCUUAUGUCGGAGAACGAGUGGCGGGCCAUAGGUGUACAGCAGUCCCGUGGCUGGGUCCACUACAUGAUCCACCAACCCGAACCACAUAUCCUCUUAUUCCGAAGGCCUAUUACGAAGUAAGCCGGUUGCCCGCAGGUCGAUGUGCACCAGCGUUUGUGAGUGCGUGUAUGUUAUGAGUAUGCUGCUGAUGCCUGGAGGAAGAAGACUUGUAGGCCUCCAAUAAAAGUAAAGUGCGUUAGCAACCCUUUCGUCUUCACCGCCGUCGGCGUUAUGGCUCACACUUCCAUCGUUCUUCAAGUAUAUUAGCAUCCCGCGGCUAGUUACCGGACUAGUCCUUCAACACAAAGGGUCAGUUGCUUUGCGUUACUUUCCAACUUUACUAACGUAUCGGAUUGGGUUACUCAUCAUAUCCGGGUUUCAAUAACAUACAAACAAAAAACUCCCGUCACAGCGUUUCUCGCUGCGUCGAUGAUAGCUAUCUUCGUUUUGUUCAGUUCUCUUUGUAUUUAAAAGUUAUGUUACGAUUAAAUCAAGAGCAAACACGGGAACAGAAAACAUCGCGAUGAAUGAAAAAGGCAACAAUUCACCUAAACUGAAUGUUCCUCACUCCUUUUCUCUGUCUCACUCAAUCGGUCCUUUAAAUCGUUUAAAUGUACAGAUUUCCACUGACGAAUGUGUUUUUUUUUCUGCAAAAAUAGUGAAAUGCGUGCCUUUUUCUAUGAAAUCACGAAAUUACUUUUAAGGUAAAUUGUACAAAUAUAUUUAUGGCUAGAAAACAAAUCGCUUGAGCAAAGC
Molecule: messenger RNA, 1062 nt
Organism: Anopheles coustani
Lineage: Eukaryota; Metazoa; Arthropoda; Insecta; Diptera; Culicidae
Gene: Cks30A
Product: cyclin-dependent kinases regulatory subunit 1
Exons: 2
Coding region: 160-387 (75 amino acids)
Biological process (GO): regulation of mitotic cell cycle
Cellular component (GO): SCF ubiquitin ligase complex; cyclin-dependent protein kinase holoenzyme complex
Molecular function (GO): cyclin-dependent protein serine/threonine kinase activator activity; protein kinase binding; ubiquitin binding
Source: RefSeq, a predicted model, not a curated record